AUGCGUUUUUCAAUCUACAUGGGGAUCAGCCUUCUCUGGGCUGGAUUCUCUUCCGCCGAUGUAUGCGAUAAGGCUGUCAAUAUCACUAGUCAGUCCGACGCAGAUGGUAUAAGCUCCUGCACUACCGUUUCUUAUAUUACAAUCGCCAAUGAUGUAAUGGGUUCAAUCGAGUUCCCCAAGCUUGAGAAAGUCACCGGCAAUUUAUCCACCAGCGCUGCGAACUUGGACUCACUUUCUGCCCCAAAGCUUGGAAGCGUUGGAGGCGCACUCGAGCUUUCGGGAACAGGCUCUCUCAAGAAACUGGACUUGAGUUCCCUGAGCAGUGUCGGUUCUUUCCUAUGGUACAAAAGUGCAGCGGUCCCUUCGUAUUCUUUCAGUGACUCUGGACUCACGACGGCUGGAAGUGUGUGGAUAGUGCAAACUGGAAUAAAGAGUAUCAGUUGGCUCAAAGUGGAGACAAUUGAAAAUCUCUCGCUGGCAUUGAAUCCCGGCUUGGAUACUGCCAACCUUUCUACGUUGAAAAAUUUCACUGGUGAGAUCGUCAUUGAAGGCGAAGAAGCCGAAAUCAGUAUCAGUCUUCCAAAGGCAACAGCAGGUGCUAGUCUCGCGGUGGAGAAUAGUAUUCAGAGUUUUGAGUUGGACGUCAUGCAGAAUCUUACCAAAUUGACAAUGAAUUCUACUUCUCUCACAGAAUUCACGGCUCCAGAGUUGACCGAGAUGAGAAGCAUCGAACUUCACGGCAAUGAUCAUCUUACGAGUUUCAGCAUGCCAAAACUGAAGACAAUCAGCAAUAUCACAUACGACGACUACGAUAUUGCCACCAACUUCUCGUUCCCUGUGCUCAAUACAAUCGAAGAGAACGCAAUUUUCUCAAGUAAUCUUUCCGAUCUUGUGUUCCCCGAAAUCGAGCAUAUUUACGGGACUUUCAAUGCCAGCGGCUUCAACUAUGAAACAAUGUCUUGCCCUGAAUUCAGGGAACGUUAUAUUGCCUCCACUUACAAAAUAUACUGCAAUCUCAUCUCAGUCACUACCCGAGGCGGAGAUUCCGGCUAUUCAAGCACCGAAUCCAUCACAAAUUCAUCCAACGCCCGACCGACCACCUCGACCACUUCCAGUUCUUCCAGUGCUCCAGACUCAAGGGCCGAUUCCGGGGAGUCUGGAAGUACCUCGAGCUCAACAGGCGGUUCUAGUAACUCAGGAGGUUUGUCCUCCGGGGCAAAGGCUGGGAUUGCGAUUGGUGUAAUAGUUGGAGCGCUCGCCAUUGCGGGAGCUGCAUUCUUUUUCGUUCGACGGAGACGAGCAUCGGGGGAUAGCGAAGGAUUCUUACAAAGCUCAGCCGCGGACAGGCCGUCAGAACUGUCUGCGCCUGAGACAGCAGAGGCGCCUAAUACACAGCGCUUUGAGGCGCCGGGGUCACACUCAGAAAUGUCAGCGGAGCUGGAGCAGCCUCGACCAAGGAUGGAGCUUGAAUAA
Messenger RNA from Penicillium angulare, 1473 nucleotides. Its product is annotated as GPI-anchored cell wall organization protein Ecm33. The transcript is spliced from 3 exons. Lineage: Eukaryota; Fungi; Ascomycota; Eurotiomycetes; Eurotiales; Aspergillaceae. The record is from RefSeq and is a predicted model, not a curated record. The coding region runs from base 1 to 1473 and encodes 490 amino acids.